This is a messenger RNA of Drosophila teissieri, 2806 nucleotides long. It is a transcript of the gene l(2)41Ab, whose product is annotated as coiled-coil domain-containing protein 40. Gene Ontology annotation, cellular component: cytoplasm. Gene Ontology annotation, biological process: axoneme assembly. The record is from RefSeq and is a predicted model, not a curated record. Bases 108 to 2780 code for a protein of 890 amino acids. Lineage: Eukaryota; Metazoa; Arthropoda; Insecta; Diptera; Drosophilidae. The transcript has 6 exons.
UUAUUUUUUUAAACAUGUGUGAAGUCUAAGAAUAUACAACUCUAUCUCUUUACAAAGUCCGAAAUAUAUUUACUUUUCAACAUCCAAAAACUUCCUAUAUCAAAAAAAUGUCUGAUACCGAAGAUAUUGAUUGUGAUUUCCCUCUUAUUUUUGAGCCUAAUCCUGAGGCAUCACCUGAACCAGAGGAAAUGGCUCUUCUUCCACCAAAUCACCCACUACUGAGCAAGUUUCAGAACUGUUUAAGGGGUCACUUAAUACGUACUAAACUGGAUAUAGAAAAUGAAAUUGCAGAUAUAAAACACCAUGUUAAACUCAAAGAGCAACGACGAGAAGAGCAAGGAUUGACAUUGUAUGAUAUGCAACAAAAAAUGAGAUUUCAAGAAAAACAAAUUAUGGAAUUAUCCGCUGUUAUAGAAAAGCAUUUAAAAAAUCGUCAAGACGAAGAAUUUAAUACAAAAACUUUAAAGGCGGUAAACGAAGAAAAAAUUAAGUUAACUAAGUCACAUAAAAUGCUUUAUCAUGAAAGAAUGGCAGAACUAGAAGACAUGCAAAGUUUAGGAAGUAACAUCAAAAAAUGGGCGUGUACCGUAGAAGAUGAAGUAAAAAAUGCCAAACGCAUUGUUAGUAGAGACUCCCAAUUGCAAGACCAACUAUCACAGGAAAAACGAAAGUCAGAUAUACUCUUUUAUCGGCUAGAUAUAGAAAUAAAAAAGAGAGAAAACGAGUUACUGUCGAUUUGUAAAGAAGAAGCUACAAUGAAAGAGGUGAUUAAUAUUUUAAAUAUGAGCAUAGCAAAUGCCAAUACAGAUUUGGAAGUUUUGCAAAACGAACACAAGCGGCUCACACAGGCAUGGAACGAGGUUAUUAUAGCCAUUCAGUUAAGAGACAAAAUUUUAUUUCAAGUACAAAACGCAUCAAGAAAACACAGGGAGGCAAUAAAACACAAUAUAGCGGGAAUAGAGGCUAUAAAAAAACAAAUUGGAAAGGAAAUGGAACUCAAUAAAAAAUUGGAUUCAUUUAAGCAACGGCUGGCAGAUGAAUCUAUUUCUUUAAAAAGGGAAUGUCAGGACGAAAACGAAUCUCUUCUGAAGAUUCAAGCCAAACUAGAUGACCUGCCAGAGUUCUUGAAUACAACGGAAACUGAUUUGCAAGAAGCUUUACGAGAGGGAAGCCAUCUAUUUACGGAAGUUCGAAAACUAGACCUGGCAUUGGAUAAAUAUUUUACGCAAAAGCUUCGCACUGAGGAAGCAAUUCUAAGUUUAGCCCAGGAUCACUUAAUAACAGACAAAGCUACCGCUUACCGUUUGAAACUCUUAAGUAAAUCUCAGGAAAAACGUCGAAAUGUCGAUUUAUCAUUAUCCAAAGUACAAAAUCAAUUGUCAACAUCAAUGCUUGAGGUUGAAAAACUUAGAUGUGUAGUCUUUAGUGAAAGAGCCUAUAAUGAUAGUACGAAAACAAAAUUAAAAAAUGCUGAAAAUAAAUCUUUUACGUUGGAAAAUGAUUUAAAAAAGAUACACAUUCAAAUUGAAAUAAAAAUGAAAUUAUACGAAAAGAUUAACGGCAAAAUUGAGGAAAUGGACCAUAUAUUUGGCGAUGCGUCCGGAAAUACAACCGAUUUAAAGAUUAAGCAAAUUGAAAAAUCCAUUCACAUAGGAGAACUGCAAGUCCGUGAACAUCAGCAGUUUUGGAUAAUGCUGCAGAAUCACUUUGUUAAUUUGUCCCAAAAAAGAAACGAUCAGCUAAAUGAAAUUCAAGUCACGCGGAAACAACUAUCCAUUAUAAGGCAAAAGUCAUUAAAAAGUGACCAAGAGCUGGAAAUAUCAUAUAGAAAAGCAAAGGAAUUACAAAUAUUUAUUAAAAAAUAUACAUCGAAAUUGGAACUACUUAACGACAAAAUAUAUAAAAAGAGGAUUCACCAUGAUGUAGAGGAGAGUGAAUUCGAUCAUGAACAGGCUGAGCAAACUCAAAAACUUAAGAUUACAGAGCUUGAAAUUCUAAAAUUGGAAGGAAAAAUUAUUGAGCUACAAAACGAAAUUGAACUUUACAAAGAUUUUGUAAUAGACAACCAUAGGGAAACAUUAUCAUGGGAAACAAAAUACAAAAUGCUUGAAGAAACUAUUAAAUGGGCGAAAAUAGAGCGAUCUGUAAAAGGUGAAAUAGGUCUGAUGAAAACUGAAAUACACCGCAUGAAUAUAAGAUAUAGUCAACUUAAACGAGCCCAGGAAAGUCUUGUUUUAGACCUAGAUCAUUGCGUUAUGCAUCGUGAACAAAUCUUUGUCAAUGCAUCCGUCAAGGAGCACUUACAAACAAACUUUAAGCAGAUAAAAAAUGCUUCUCAAAUUCAGGUUAGACUUGAUGAAGUUCACAAUAGGACUAAGCUGAUAAGUAAUGAAAUAACAUUUUUAUCGGAAAAGCAAUUAAUUGAUGACAUUAAUAAAAUUGAACGUAUGAUUUAUAUGCUCCGUAGAAUUCAGACAGAUCUUAACGAUAUCAUUAAGGAGGACGCCAGCAUUCAGGAUCGAAUAGAAGAAGGAAUAUUAGCUAAACAUGCUAAUUUGGAGCAAAUAAUACGAAAACAGAUGAGAGCAAAAGCUUAUAAAAAGCUCAAUACAUUAAAAGCACAGCAAGUAACACUUCGUUCUGAGUUGACAUUUCAACAGGUAUCUCAAAAGCAAAGCGAGCUAAAUUAUGAUCUUACAGAAAUAUCAAAGUCUCUUUUGUUAGACUAUCCUAAUAAGAAAUCAUUUGUUUUUAAAGUACUUCAUGUUCUUAAUGACUAGAGAUAUAAUUAAUAAUAAAAUUUAUC